AUGGCGUUCAGGAAAUAUCUGGAAUUACCGAUUGCUGGAGGCAGCCUUCGCGGGUCUGAGCACCGGCUAGUUGCGGACUCAGCCUACCUCCACAGGAUCACUUUGCCUAGGAGAAAAAGCCAGGUGUGCGGCUGUAGCCGCGGCGCGCUAAGACCCGCCGCGCCUCCGCGCCCCGCCCAGAGCCGCAGGGAGGGUACGCAAGCGGCGCCCGCCGUUUACGACGGGCCGGAAAGCAGUGGCCGCAGCCAACGCCGGCUGAGCCGAGUCGCUAUGGGGAAAAUCGCACUGCAGCUCAAAGCCACCCUGGAGAAUGUCACCAACCUCCGGCCCAUGGGCGAGGACUUCCGGUGGUACCUGAAGAUGAAAUGUGGCAACUGUGGUGAGAUUUCAGAGAAGUGGCAGUACAUUCGGCUGAUGGACAACGUGGCACUGAAAGGAGGCCGUGGCAGUGCCUCCAUGGUCCAGAAGUGCAAGCUGUGUUCAAGGGAAAACUCCAUUGAGAUUUUGAGCAGCACCAUCAAACCUUACAAUGCCGAAGACAACGAGAAGUUCAAGACGAUAGUGGAGUUUGAGUGCCGAGGACUUGAACCAGUCGAUUUCCAGCCCCAGGCCGGGUUUGCUGCUGAGGGUGUGGAAUCCGGGACAGUCUUCAGUGACAUUAAUCUGCAGGAAAAGGACUGGACUGACUAUGACGAAAAGGCUCAGGAGUCUGUGGGAAUCUACGAGGUCACCCACCAGUUUGUGAAGCCCUGAACCCUCUUCCUGCACACUUGCCUCUAAGAACUGAAAAGGGACAACGUGUCCCAAGCAGCACAGUGCAGAGGCUGGUCCCCUCACGUCUUGUCUCCUAGCAGCUGUCCAGGCCCUCACAGCCUGCGUGCUGGGCUGUCACAGCUUCCGGAGCCCCACCAAUAAAGCCCCUGUUUGUGCUACA
Messenger RNA from Kogia breviceps (pygmy sperm whale), 934 nucleotides. It is a transcript of the gene CZIB, whose product is annotated as CXXC motif containing zinc binding protein. NCBI's taxonomy places the organism in Eukaryota, Metazoa, Chordata, Mammalia, Artiodactyla, Physeteridae. Gene Ontology annotation, molecular function: zinc ion binding. The record is from RefSeq and is a predicted model, not a curated record.